This is a messenger RNA of Suillus plorans, 1527 nucleotides long. Its product is annotated as Bestrophin, RFP-TM, chloride channel-domain-containing protein. The transcript has 12 exons. NCBI's taxonomy places the organism in Eukaryota, Fungi, Basidiomycota, Agaricomycetes, Boletales, Suillaceae. The record is from RefSeq and is a predicted model, not a curated record. Gene Ontology annotation, molecular function: chloride channel activity. The coding region runs from base 1 to 1527 and encodes 508 amino acids.
AUGUCCUUCAAUUACCAGGGCGCUCAUAUUCACAAUCCAAGUUCUUCGGACGCACUAGGACCGUCUAAUACCUGGUCUUUGUUUGGGAAUGCGUUGUUGGCCAUAGCCCUCUUCAGAUGCUGGCACAUCCUAAUCUUCUUUGGUGCUUGGUCGACUGCUAUCUGCGUGAUCAACUAUAAGGGCCAUGGCUUACUAGCAUUGCAGCCAACUCUUAUCACCGUAUUUGGUACUAUCCUUGGUUUUGUCAUUUCCUACAGGACUACUUCCAGUUUCGAACGUUACAAUGAGGGACGAAGGCUUUGGUCACAGAUUGUGCUUGGAAGCCGUACCUUCGCUCGCACCGUGUGGUUACACGUACCAGACAACGCGUAUCCGAGUGCUCAGGCACUCACAGACCAGCAGAAUGAGGAAUACAAAUCGAAGACUCUGAUCGAGAAGAAAACCGUCGUGAACCUGCUCGAAGCAUUUGCCGUCGCCGUUAAGCAUUAUUUGCGUGGCGAAGACGGCAUCUACUAUGAGGAUCUGUAUUACUUGGUUAAAUUCCUUCCUAAGUAUCCGUUUCCGCCGACAAUCCCUUCCUCCGUCGAUCUCGAUCGGACAAGUAUCACAAGUGAUGGUGUUCCUGCAUCACCACAUUCGGGGCACUUCCAUGGAUCACUCACGAGGAGAACACCGGCUCCGGGUCAACUUCCGCUUCCGGCUACCGCUCCUACACCUUCGCUCCGGGAUGCGACUUUUGCGACGGAAAAGAUACUUCACACCGACGGGCGUCCCCAAAGGGGCGUAAAAUUUUCUACGGCCCCCGUUGACCUAUUCCCUGCUAUGAAUCCUCCCAAGUACUCGCUGCUAGAUUUCUUCCCAUUCUCGUUACUGGUCCGGAUGCUGACUAAGGAUGGGCUGCGUAAGAACGGGGAUGUUGUGAAAGGAAGAAGGGCGGCGAAACGGAGAGCCAUGAUGGGCAGUCAACAUUUGUCCAACAUUCCUCUAGAAAUCUCGUUGUAUUUGGGUUCUUACGUCUCUGCCCUGCAAUCUCGCAAGGUUGUCGAUGCACCAACUACCACUGUUUUACUCGCUACAAUUACCCAGCUUGUAGAUGCUCUAACUGGUCUGGAAAGGAUCCUCACUACCCCAAUACCAUUUUCAUAUUCCAUUCAUUUGUGGCUAGUAACUGUUGUGUAUUGUUUGGCUUUGCCAUUCCAGGUCUGGUUAACGUUGAAAUGGGUCACGAUCCCUGCCACUGUUCUCGCGAGUUUUAUCUUCUUUGGCUUCCUUGUUGCCGGUGAAGAGAUCGAAAAUCCCUUUGGAUAUGACAAAAAUGAUCUGAACAUGGAUCACUUCGUACACAACAUAAUACGCAAGGAACUUCUCGCUAUCAUGGCGAUGCCUGCACCUGACCCUAGUGUGUGGGCGUUCUCCGAGGAGAACGACCUCCUUUUUGCAAGCUUGGAUACAGAGGAACGCGUGUCACCCUCGGAGUGGGUGCAACGGGGUGUGCCAAAGAUGCGAAAUGCGCUUAGAGUGCAAUGA